Messenger RNA from Myotis davidii, 558 nucleotides. RefSeq names its product complement C3-like. Gene Ontology annotation, biological process: complement activation. The transcript has 5 exons. The record is from RefSeq and is a predicted model, not a curated record. The coding region runs from base 69 to 527 and encodes 152 amino acids. NCBI's taxonomy places the organism in Eukaryota, Metazoa, Chordata, Mammalia, Chiroptera, Vespertilionidae.
ACUUCCUCUCUUCUCAAAACCACAUUGGCAUCUUGUCCUUGUCUUGGAACAUCCCAGAGCUGGUCAACAUGGGGCAGUGGAAGAUAAAAGCCCACUAUGAAGAUUCGCCACAGCAGGUCUUCUCGGCUGAGUUUGAGGUGAAGGAAUAUGUGCUGCCUAGUUUUGAGGUCCAAGUGGAGCCUGCAGAGAAAUUCUACUACAUUGAUGACCCUAAGGGUCUGGAGGUCACCAUUACAGCCAGGUUCUUGUAUGGGAAGAAUGUGGAUGGAACAGCCUUCGUCAUCUUUGGGGUCCAGGAUGGUGGCCAGAGGAAUUCACUGUCCCAGUCACUCACUCGUGUUGUGAUCAAGGAUGGCACUGGAGAGGCUGUGCUGAGCCGAGAGGUCCUGUUGAGUGCAGCUCCGCAGCCCCCGGGAGAAGCUGCCCUAGUGGGAAAGUCAUUGUAUGUGUCUGUCACCGUCAUCCUACACUCAGGUGAGGCCUGGGUGGAAGGUGGAGGCUCAGUUCCACCAUGCAGUCCAGUCUGAGAGGGGAGGUCCAACUGAGGCCAGAAUGAAG